UUGAUUGUCAUACCUACCCACCUACAUACUAGUCUCUUAGUCUCCUCUCCCACACGGAAGUAAACCUAUCCAUGUCCCGUCGCCAAAAUUGAGGUUAUUCCAAGAAAAUUACACUUGUUCACAAUCGCAUGUUUGAUGCGACCUUGUACCCAAUCAAUCUUCUCUUCCUUCCCUCCUCUUCCCUUUUCAUGCAACUCCGUACCAGGGAAUCAAUUAACUUUUCAUUUGAAUGGCUCGAAUGGUCUUGACACACUCGACAGGCUCUAUCCAUCCGUACCAAGACUUUCUUUCUAUAUUGAGGCGUCAUCCUGACGACUACGUACACACCACCGAGAUUAUUGAUCGAUCCUCUUAUCAAAAAUCAUCCCAAAGGACCAAAGCGAGAGAGAGAGAGAGAGAGUCCUUCACUGGUGAAUGAAGUUCAUUCAUGAUCCCAACCCUUCCAAGCAUCCAAGCAUUCAAUCAUCCAAGCAAAUACAUAACAAAAUAUACUUUCUUUUCUUUAUAUAUAUUUAUAUUUCAUCUUCAUAAAUAUCAUCCAAUUCCCUUCACGACGACAAUGCCAUCAAACAUUAUCAACAUCAAGUCAAAUCUUCACUCCCCAUUACUACCACCACUCCUACUCUCCUUCUUACCAUUCAGUUCUUACCAUCCAGACCAUCCAGACCACCCAGACUAUCCAGAGACCUUACCUGACCUCCUACCUACCUAGUUCACAUCAUUGCCAUUUCCAUUAAACAUCCAUCUGAUUAAAAGCUUCAAACUCCACAAGACUCGGUCCCGAGAUAAAGUCCGACUUACACUCAAGUCUAACCACUCCAUCAAUCCAGGUGACAUACAAUUUUUAUUUCUUUUGCCAAGCCUUCAAUUCUUUUCAAUUCCGAUAUAAGGAUAAUAGUGCCAUUCGUUCUCUUCUGUCUCUCUCUUGAAUUUCAUGAAAAAAUACGCAUACAAUACACAAGAAAGUCGAAAGUGAUCACCACAGGCCAGCCCGCCCUUACUUCGUUCCCGGUACCCCUCGCCCUUUCCUGCAUACGCGAAAUCCUCCACUCACGCGUAUAAAUUCUAGCUUGGCUAUGCGACAAACCUUCGCAUUUACAACCGCAGCCAUGGCAGCAGCUUUAGAAGAUACCCCCGUUUCCUACGAAGAUUUGGCUGAAAUUGAAAGAGAAUUUGAUGAUGUUGAAACAGAAAUCAUUCGUCAACAAGUUUCCCUCACUCAACCUCUGUAUGCCCGUCGCAACAAAACUAUCUCUCAGAUUCCUAAUUUCUGGGCCUUGGUACUCGAACAAGCUCCUCCAGAUAUAGAUCAAUAUAUUCAACCUUCCGAUUCCGCUCUUCUACUUUCCUCACUUAUCUCCCUACAUGUAUCGCAUUUCGAACUCGAUGAUCCACAGUCCACCAAGGGAGGAGAUCCAAGAUCUGUAUCAAUUACAUGGAUUUUCUCUCCAAAUGAAUAUUUUACAGAUGAUAAAUUGGUCAAGAAGUUCUGGUAUCGAAAGAGUCUUGGAGGUUGGUGUGGUUUGGUCAGUGAACCUGUUAGGAUUCAUUGGAAAAAGGGAAAAGAUUUAACCGGAGGUUUACUGGAUAUGGUUUGUGAUGCUUGGGAUGCAGAACGAAAGGAAACUUCGAAAAUGACUCCACAACACAAAUCUCUCGAGAAGAAAAUGAACAAUACAAGUAUGGGAGGUUUAAGUUUCUUCGCAUGGUUUGGAUUUAUUGGUCGAAAAGUUAGUGAGGCAGAAAGUAUAGAAGCAAAUGCGAGAGAUUUAGCAAAGAGGAAAGCUCGAAAAGAUGGAAAGAAGGUGGUCGAAUCGGAUAAUGAUGAGGUAGAGGAAGAUGAGGAAGAUGAUGAAGAUGACUUGGGAAUGAAAUUGGAAAUCUUUCCAGAUGGUGAUGAUCUUGCCAUUGCUAUUACGGAAGAUCUAUGGCCUGGUGCCAUCAAAUAUUUUACCGCAGCACAAGAACAAGAUGCACUAUCAGAUGCAGAUUUUGAAUCAGAUGGUGAUGAUGAUGAAGAAGAAGAAUCGAAUGAAGCAGAGAGACCAAAUAAGAAACAAAGAUCCUCUUAAUCAUCAGGAUCAAAUAUCUUUUUGAAUUGAUUUGGUUCUAUAAAGGGUCUUUAAAAGGGUCGGUUGGGUUAGGCGAUCUUCAGAAUGGAUAUGAAAAGUUUGUUUAUUUUUUAUAUCCUGGUUGAAUAUCUCGGGGUUGGUAGGAAAAGUAUGGUUUGCUUGAAUGGCGUGGUGUUUUUUUGACUCGGAUUUGCAAUUGCUAUUCGAUUGGAUUGAUUGAGUUGUUUGGAUUGAAUGAAAUUUGAUUAAUGCAUUAAGAUAAGACGAUAAAUUAUCAACAAUCGCAAUGGGGAGUUAGAAUCGGAGUUCGCGUUGAGGCUUGAGAUUUGGGGUUUGAAUUGGAGAGGUGUCUUUCUUUAUUAACUUGUGAGGAUGGUGGUUGGUGGUGGAUUGGUCAGUGGUAGAUGGAUGGGAGAUAGAAGAGGAUGAAAGAAUGGGUGGGACGAUACAGGAAAGAGAUUUAUAUUUGGUAUCUAGGUACUCGAGAUCAGUGCCAUACUCAUUCAUACUCAUGCUCAUGAAUGAGCUAUAGAAAUAG
Molecule: messenger RNA, 2610 nt
Organism: Botrytis byssoidea
Lineage: Eukaryota; Fungi; Ascomycota; Leotiomycetes; Helotiales; Sclerotiniaceae
Exons: 3
Coding region: 1077-2072 (331 amino acids)
Biological process (GO): nucleosome assembly
Cellular component (GO): chromatin; nucleus
Molecular function (GO): histone binding; chromatin binding
Source: RefSeq, a predicted model, not a curated record